GUAGUUCUACAACGACACUCAGGGUAGUUCAAAAAUAAUGAGGCGUAGUUCUUCCGCUAAUACAGUAGUUCAUAUGUAAUUUUGUUAUUCUUUUUAUUAUUUAAUUAAUUAACAUUACAGUAAGUAGUCAUGGCACUAUUAAACUUUGGGGGCGAUCCCUGGUUGCACGAGCAUGAUUCAUGUGAAAAGUUGCGUAGAGACAUUAUGGAGCAACUGUCCUUACGACAGCAAGAGCCAAGAACGACCGAGAAGUACGCCCGCAUAUCUAGCGGGAUUAGAUUUCGUUUAAGACAGUACGCCGACGAAGUGAACCAGCUUAGGGAAAAGACUAAUCAGGCGUCCAGAUCGAGAUCGAUUACUCUUGAUGAAACUGAAAGGCGACUAAGACAAAUAGAAUUGCUACAAUCCGAAGGUGUACAAAUGCAAAAGAUGUUCGACGACCAUAACUUAAAUAUUGACAGAGAUCGCUCACGUUUACUAGGCGCGACAUCCGGUUGGGAGUCUGACGACGAACAGCCUUUGGACACGGGCACACAGUACACUGUGCAGGAACUAAAAUCACAACAGCAACAAAUGCUGGAAGACCAAGACAAAGGCUUAGAAAAUCUAUUAAAGAUCGUAUCAAAGCAGAAGAACAUUAGUCAAAAUAUUGCCACAGAAGUUGACUUACACAACGAAAUCAUAGACGAUUUAGGCGAUCACAUUGACAGAACGGAUACCAGAGUUGCAAAUGAGACAACUUCAAUAUCAACCAUUAUGAGGAAGGACAAAACGACAAUAUAUUGGGUUAUUAUUGUAUUAUUAUUUAUAGCAAUACUUUGCUUAGCGACAAUUUAGUUCAACAAGGCUUUUUAUAUUUACAAAAUUAAUUGUUAUUAAUAUAAGUUUAUUUUUAUUCAUAAUAUUUUUAUUAAAUAAACUAAUGUACAAAGUU
Molecule: messenger RNA, 934 nt
Organism: Photinus pyralis (common eastern firefly)
Lineage: Eukaryota; Metazoa; Arthropoda; Insecta; Coleoptera; Lampyridae
Product: syntaxin-8
Exons: 5
Coding region: 130-837 (235 amino acids)
Biological process (GO): intracellular protein transport; vesicle fusion
Cellular component (GO): SNARE complex; endomembrane system
Molecular function (GO): SNAP receptor activity; SNARE binding
Source: RefSeq, a predicted model, not a curated record